CUGAAUAUGUCUGUAACAGGUGUGUGCGGCGGCGUUCUACCGUGGUAUUAUUUCACAGUUGUGUGCAAAAAUGGGCACUGGGAGCGCGUCCUUUAUUAUCCUUGGUCUGGGAUUUCUUCUCUGCAUCCGUAAUGUGGAGGCUCAGUAUUAUAUGUACCAUCCAAAUAUGGGCAAGAUGUGCAAUCAGAGCAUGCAGUUCGACUGUCCCUUCACGUACGCCGGACGAGCCGGAACAUUCCGCUAUUACCGCAUACCGGACUUGUCCCCGGGACUGUGCUUCUUUAGCGUGACACUGCCAGCCGACUGCGGGAUACCGAGCGACCGUUUCGCCUUCUAUUUCAACAUUCGAAAAUUUCUUCUACCGUCCACCGACCGUGUCCGAAUCUAUCAAACUUACUCAUUGGAGCCGCGCAUCCUGCUCAAAGAAAUGACCGGUUCCCACUCCGCGCGCUCCGAUCCUUCGUCGGCUGCGCAAGCUCUGACAUCCUACGUCAAGCAACCAUCCUUUACUAUCGAAUAUUUCCGCGACACGUCACCAGCUACGGAAUCGCACCAGGCUGACAUCGAUUUUGUUACCGUUGAAAAUAAUCCGGAUAAAUUGCGUAUGUAUUGCACGGCUUUGUCGGGGUAUGUGGACGUUUAUUACAUCUGUCAUACGGACGGAAUUGAAGAUCGCGUCAACUGCCCGGACAGUUUUACUGCCGACGUGUAUGCAGAGAAUCCAGCCUACCUGAGGUCAUCAUGCCCUUUCAAGUCCCCGCCGACUUUCCUGGACCGUCGACCACUAUUUGACUAUUGGAACAGCCAAGACGCACCAGGCAGUUAUUUGAGCUCCGAUGCCUUUAGGGGAAUUGGCUUUGGAUGUGUUUUAUUUGUGGUCAUGCUCCUUACGGCGGUUGAAGUGGUCCGCUCUGCCAGGCGACGUAGAUCACCGAGCCGACCUAUCGUUCUGCCUUUAACCAGCGGCACCGUGCCGCGCGAGCCACUACUAACAGUUGCGCCGCAUGAUGCUGCUAGUCGACCUGCCGUGCUCGAUGAUCCAGUAAUUCCUUUUGAUCCCCCUCCGCUUUUUCCGGGAGCACCGCCUUCGUAUUCCCAAGUCACUGCACCACCAGCGCUGGUCGGCAUUUCUAUGUCGAAUCCACCGUCCUACAAAUCAUGCAUCUAGCGUUAAAAUUCGCGAAAAGCGUGUGUAUCUUGAUCAUGUGCACGUCAGAGGCAAUUACCCACAUUUUCUCCAAAAGCAUUCAAGACUGCUCUUUUUCGCGUUUCCGCUUAUCGAAUGACUGUAAAAUGCUGCACAGAUCUUCGUCAGCGGUGAUCAAGUAGUGUUAAAGUCACGUUGUCUGGUUUCGUUGUUUGGUUUCGUCAUUUUCCUAACUUUCCCGCUUGAGCGGUUUCGUUAGCUAUUGCCGGUGGCGAGUACGGUGCAACCAAGAACAAUAAGUGUAAUAUUAUAGUCGUUGCAGUAUUUGCCCGCAAGUCAGCUUGCUUAUAUUCUAA
This is a messenger RNA of Paramacrobiotus metropolitanus, 1503 nucleotides long. RefSeq lists its product as uncharacterized. The transcript has 5 exons. Bases 71 to 1168 code for a protein of 365 amino acids. The record is from RefSeq and is a predicted model, not a curated record. NCBI's taxonomy places the organism in Eukaryota, Metazoa, Tardigrada, Eutardigrada, Parachela, Macrobiotidae.